GCUUGAUGCACAUUUGUUUUACAUAAACUUUAAAAUACUAACAUAAUGAAUAUAUUUGCAAUUUCUUUCCUCAUUUUUUAUUUUCAAUUAAUUAAUUCUAACGGAAAUGUAAUAAUAGAUCAAGUAAAAUGUUUAGGCGCUGUGUUAAAAGGUGGAUGUCCGAAUAAAAAGGUAACUUUUUGGCUAUACAAUAAAAACGCACAGGAUUAUUUAUUAGACGAAUUUAAUAAAACAACUAUUUCUAAUGCUCCUUGGGUUCCAAAUACUAAAACCGUUUUAAUUUUACAUGGUUAUACUAGAAAUAAAUCAGUAGAACCCAAUAUAUGGCUUAGACCUGAAUAUAUGACAAAAGGCUAUAAUAUAAUUUCCGCUGAUUAUCCGAAAGCUGUACCAGAUCCUUGUUACGUGCAAUCAGCGGUAAAUGUUCGUAAAAUUGGAAAAUGUACCGCUGUUUUUAUAGAAACACUUUUAAGCAAAACCAACGGUAAAGUCGAAUUAAAUAAAUUACUUGUCGUCGGGUUUAGCCUAGGCGCACAUGUUGCUGGAAGGGCGGGAAGUGAAUUAAAAAAAAAGAAGAUUACUUUAAAUAGAAUAGUGGGUCUUGAUCCAGCGUUUCCUUUAUUUAACGGCCCUUUAAAUUUAAUAACCAAGAAUUCAGCAAACUUCGUUAUGAUAAUCCAUACAAACAUGUUUGCUUUUGGAAAUCCAGAAUUUUCUGGUCACGUUGAUUUUGUUGUUAAUUAUGGUAUCGUACAACAACAUUGCCUUGAGAAACAAUAUAUGAGGAGUCCAGUAGAAUUUAUAGAGUGUAAUCAUGAUAUGGCACCACAGUAUUAUGCGGAAUCAAUUAAUUCCGAAAAGUUCUUUUGUGGGGAAUCUUUAGAUAAAAAGAAAUAUGCUGUAAUGGGGGAAAAUACUGCAUAUGGGACGACUGGAGUUUAUCAUGUAAUAACUAAUAAUACUGCACCAUUCGCUAUACAUUCUACUUGUAAUUUAACAAAAUAAACUAUAUAAUUUUGAUAUAUUUAUACAAAUAAAUAUAUUUUGUUUUGA
Messenger RNA from Onthophagus taurus, 1053 nucleotides. Lineage: Eukaryota; Metazoa; Arthropoda; Insecta; Coleoptera; Scarabaeidae. The record is from RefSeq and is a predicted model, not a curated record.